CCUCUCUUCCUGGCCUAUAUAACAAGGCCCUCCCCGCACGCUUCCCCCUCACAUCGCACAUAAUUUAGAGGCAUUUUACAAGAGAGCACAGCGAGAGAAAAUAGAAGAGAAGAGAAGAGGAAGAUAAUCCUGACCCCAUGGAGAGAGUCGCGUCGCGCUGUGUCAGCCUCCUCGCACAAAGGAGGGGCUACUGUGCGGCCGCGGCCAUGGUGAAGGGAGCAGGGAGGAGCGCCGCUGCUGAGGAGAAGACCGCCGUCGCGGCGAAGAGCGCAAUGGCUGCGAGGAAAGACGUGGGCGCUGGCGUGGAGAAGGCGGCGUGGGUGCCGGACCCGGUGACCGGGUACUACCGGCCGUCGGGCGCCGCCAAGGAGGUGGACGCGGCUGACUUGCGCGCCAAGCUGUGCUGCUAAGCAAAGCAAGGGAACUAAUUGACGGCCGCCCGUCAAGAACAUAUUUUCCCUUAAGCGUAAGCGUAAAACUGAACACUGUGAGGCGUUUCCACAGCUCUGAUCGAGCAUGGCUUUGCCUUAGGAUACGUGCUCUCAUCUCAUUGAUCGCUAUAGUCCACUUUCUCCUAGCGCGGCGUGUCCAGGAGAAUUCGCCUUCCCGUUUCUCUUCUCGAUGUUCGCAUGAUACAAGAAUAUAUAAUUUUGUACUGAUUGAUUAAAUAAUGAGUAAAGUGUUCCCGCAAAAAAAAA
Aegilops tauschii subsp. strangulata is the source of this 698-nucleotide messenger RNA. RefSeq names its product protein SENESCENCE-ASSOCIATED GENE 21, mitochondrial. Lineage: Eukaryota; Viridiplantae; Streptophyta; Magnoliopsida; Poales; Poaceae. Gene Ontology annotation, biological process: response to stress. The record is from RefSeq and is a predicted model, not a curated record. Gene Ontology annotation, cellular component: mitochondrion.